Molecule: messenger RNA, 4384 nt
Organism: Elaeis guineensis (African oil palm)
Lineage: Eukaryota; Viridiplantae; Streptophyta; Magnoliopsida; Arecales; Arecaceae
Biological process (GO): protein phosphorylation
Molecular function (GO): ATP binding; protein kinase activity; protein binding
Source: RefSeq, a predicted model, not a curated record
AUGAAUUAUUAUUAGCUUGUGAGAAAUGAGGGCAUCCAUUGGCCCUCAUCCUUGAGGUGGAGCCCAUCACGGAGAAAGGGACAAAGGAAGCGGCCUACGAUCACGUGGUGAGGAGAACAGCCAUACGUGGUGGGAUUCAGAUUUUCUGAGACAAAAUCAGAAGAUUUUGCUCAUUAAUUUACUGAUCAUCCCUAUCCAAAUUCCAAGCUCACGCUCUCAUCCCUUGAAAAAAAUAUAUUUUUCUGCAAUGAGAAAGCUUAAUGGAGUAUAAAUAUGAAUGACGGGUUGGAGCCUCCCACCUUAAGAAGGGAGCUUUGGGUGAGGACACUAGCUAGGAGCAGCAGACACCUUCGCCUCCGCUUCCGGCCUCCAUAUGACGCUUGGGUGAGGCUUAAGCAAUCUUCUUCUCCUUUCUAUAUACGCUUCCUUCACAUGGUCGGCUCUGCCUCUCUGUGCCCAUACUUCCUCAGUAGGUGAGUGAUCUUCCGAAACCCUCGCUCCUUCUUUGGUCAUUCGCAAGCAGGACUCCUUCGUACUUUUGACUAUUAGCUUUCAUACCAAAGCACUGAACUCAUUUCACCACCUAGACCGCCACCUCUUACUCAAAAGAUUUGAGUCAAGUCCUUGCUUGGAUUCCAUGCACCCGCACCCUCAAAACCCUUGCCAUCUCAACUAGCAAGGCCAUUUUUCCAUUCUCACCAUUUUGUUUUUCCUUCAGUUCUCGUGCCUGCCAUAACCUGUCCGAGAAACCCUCCCCUUCCAUGUCCAACAAUCCCUAACCCUUAAUGGUGGCCGGUGUUUGAAACCUCCUCCUUCCCUCCUGACAUGCAUCGUUCCCAUUCCCUCCAUACUGCACUCACCGUAAAGCUAUAGAGGUAGCAACCCAACCAGCACAGCACCAAAGAAGAAAACGCAAAUGAAGAAAUCCAGAACCAUUCCCAGCACGUCGGUCCUUGUCCCAUUCCUCUUCAUGGCCACGGUCUCGUUCUUGAAGACCACCACCUCCCUCUCCCCUGAUGGCAGGGCCCUGCUCUCCCUCUUAGCCGCCGCCACCUCGUCGUCCUCCGUGCUCCUCCCUUCGUGGAACCCAUCCCACCCCAACCCCUGCUCCUGGGAGGGGGUCACCUGCUCCCCUGAAGGCAGAGUCAUCUCCCUCUCCCUUCCCGACACCUUCCUCAACCUCUCCCACAUCCCUCCGGAGCUCUCCUCCCUCACCUCCCUCCAACUCCUCAAUCUCUCCUCCGCCAACAUCUCCGGGCCCAUUCCCCCCUCCCUCGGUGCCCUCUCCUCCCUUCGCCUCCUCGACCUCUCCUCCAACUCCCUCUCCGGGCCCAUCCCCUCCCAGUUGGGUUCCCUCUCCUCCCUCCAGUUCCUCCUCCUCAACUCCAACCACCUCUCCGGGUCCAUCCCCCCCACCCUCGCCAACCUUUCCUCCCUCCAGGUCCUCUGCCUCCAGGACAACCUCCUCAACGGCUCCAUCCCCUCCCAACUCGGCGCUCUCCUCUCCCUCCAGCAGUUCCGCAUCGGCGGCAACCCCUACCUCGCCGGCCGAAUCCCUCCCCAGCUCGGCCUCCUCGCCAACCUCACCACCUUCGGCGCCGCCGCCACCGCCCUCUCCGGUCCCAUUCCCGCGGAGUUCGGCAACCUGGUCAGCCUCCAGACCUUGGCGCUCUACGACACCUACGUCUCCGGCUCGAUUCCGCCCGAGCUGGGCUCGUGCUCCGAGCUCACCAACCUUUACUUGCACAUGAACAAGAUCACCGGCUCCAUCCCGCCAGAACUGGGCAAGCUGCAGAACCUCACCAGUCUGCUUCUCUGGGGGAAUGCGAUAGCGGGGUCCAUCCCCGCCGAGCUUUCCAACUGCUCCGCUCUGGUGGUCCUCGACCUCGCCGCCAAUAAGCUCUCGGGGGAAAUCCCGGGGGAGCUCGGGAGGCUGGGUCUCUUGGAGCAGCUCCACCUCUCCGACAACAUGCUCACGGGUCCCAUCCCCAAGGAGCUGAGCAACUGCAGCAGCUUGACUGCUCUCCAGCUUGACAAGAAUGCAUUCUCCGGGCCCCUUCCUUGGGAGAUUGGGAGCUUGAACUUGUUGCAGAGUCUCUUCUUGUGGGGCAAUUCCAUAUCCGGAACCAUUCCUCCAUCGCUCGGCAACUGCACCGACCUCUACGCCCUCGACCUCUCCGAGAAUAGCCUUACCGGGACGAUCCCCGAUGAGAUUUUUGGCCUCCAGAAGCUAAGCAAGUUGCUUCUUUUGGGUAACUCCCUGACCGGAAGGCUGCCCAAGAGUGUCGCCAAUUGCCAGUCCCUGGUGAGGCUAAGGCUUGGAGAGAACCAGCUAUCCGGCGAGAUCCCAAAAGACAUUGGCAAGCUUCAAAAUCUCGUCUUUUUGGAUCUCUACACCAACCAAUUCUCUGGGAAGCUGCCUGCCGAGCUUGCUGAUAUUACGGUUUUGGAGCUACUGGAUGUCCACAACAAUCAUAUCACAGGAGAAAUUCCAUCGCAGUUGGGAGAGCUGAUGAACUUGGAGCAGCUCGAUCUCAGUCACAACAGCUUCUCCGGGGAAAUUCCUUCGAGUUUUGGUAAUUUCAGUUACUUGAACAAGCUUAUCCUGAACAACAAUAUGCUCGGUGGGUCAUUGCCAAAAUCUUUAGGGAACUUGCACAAGCUGACUUUGCUUGAUUUAAGUGCUAAUAACUUUUCGGGUCCGAUUCCUCCUGAGAUCGGCUCCUUGACAAGCUUGACGAUUAAUCUGGCCUUGAGAUCUAACCAUUUUGCUGGGGAAAUCCCACAUGAGAUGUCCAGUUUGACUCAGUUACAGUCAUUGGAUCUUUCGAGCAAUAUGCUCUUUGGAAGCAUUGAAGUCUUGGGGAUGCUGACAAGCCUCACUUCACUCAACAUCUCAUAUAAUAACUUCUCCGGUCCGAUUCCAGUGACUCCAUUCUUUCGAACUCUAUCAGCAAAUUCCUACCUUGAGAACCCAAAUCUCUGCCAGUCUCUUGAUGGAUACAUCUGUUCUUCAGACCUCGUACGUAGAACUGCUAUAAAAUCCAUAAGAACGGCAGCUCUUGUUUGUGCUAUUUUGGGCUCUGUCACGAUGCUGUUGGUUGCGACAUGGAUUCUGGUUAACAGGAAUAGAAAGCUUGUAGCGGAGAAAGCAUUGAUCUCAACAUCCUGUGGAGCUGAUGAUUUCUCAUAUCCAUGGUCCUUCAUCCCGUUUCAGAGGCUAAACUUCAACAUCGACAACAUUUUGGAGUGUAUAAAGGAUGAGAAUAUCAUUGGAAAAGGAUGCUCUGGAGUCGUAUACAAAGCUGAGAUGCCAAAUGGGGAGCUCAUUGCGGUGAAGAAGCUCUGGAAAUCGAAGAAGGAAGAGGAGACGGUCGAUGCAUUUGCUGCAGAGAUUCAGAUUCUUGGGCAUAUAAGGCACAGAAACAUUGUGAAGCUGCUUGGCUACUGUUCAAAUAAGUGUGUCAAGCUCCUUCUCUAUAACUACAUCUCCAAUGGCAAUUUGCAACAGCUUUUGCAAGAGAACAGGAACUUGGAUUGGGAGACAAGGUACAAAAUCGCAGUUGGGUCAGCACAAGGUUUGGCCUAUCUCCACCAUGACUGUGUUCCAGCAAUUCUUCACAGGGAUGUCAAGUGCAACAACAUACUAUUGGAUUCAAAAUAUGAAGCUUAUUUGGCUGACUUUGGGUUGGCAAAGCUGAUGAACUCCCCCAAUUUCCAUCAAGCAAUGUCCAGGGUUGCUGGUUCUUAUGGCUACAUUGCACCAGAGUAUGGUUACACUACAAAUAUAACAGAGAAGAGCGAUGUCUACAGCUAUGGUGUGGUCCUUCUAGAGAUUUUGACAGGGCGCAGUGCCAUUGAACCAAAGGUUGGUGAUGGCCUCCAUAUUGUGGAAUGGGUGAAGAAGAAGAUGGGAAGCUUUGAGCCGGCGAUCAACAUCUUGGAUUCAAAGCUGCGAGGGAUGCCUAAUCAGAUGGUUCAGGAGAUGCUCCAGACAUUGGGGAUUGCCAUGUUCUGCGUCAACUCGACUCCAUCGGAGCGGCCCACCAUGAAGGAGGUCGUGGCAUUAUUGAUGGAAGUGAAGAGCCCUCCUGAAGAAUGGGGAAAGACUUCACAACAGCCUCUCAUAAAGCCUGUGAACCAUGGAUGAUGGAUUGGUUUUUUUCUUAUUUAAUUAUCUUUCUGAGUUGAUCUUUUUCUGAGGCAUAUCUGAAUGAUUUUUCUUUAGUCCCUGAAGGUGGUAGAUUUUAUAAGGUUGGGAAUGGGAGGAAUAGGAGGUUUUGGGUGUUUAUUUGGUUUGUGAUGGGAUUGUUGUACAGUUUCUUAGAAUUGCUGUUUAUUUGAAGUUACUUUAUGGAAUUCAUGCAGCAUUUUCUCUUUCUAA